GUCAGCCGACCCGCCCCCCCACCCCCCGACUCCGGCACCAGCAUGGCGUCCAGCGAGGAGGACGGCGGCGCGGCGUCGGAGGAGAAGGAAAACAACAACAAGAAACGCGGCAAAGGCACCAUGGCCACGGCGUGGCUCGCCUUCUACAACAUCGCCAUGACGGCCGGGUGGUUGGUCCUGGCCAUGGCGAUGAUGCGCUUCUACAUGCAGAAAGGUACACAUAAGGGCCUGUACAGAAGUAUAGCCAGGACCCUCAAGUUUUUCCAGACUUUUGCUUUAAUCGAGGUAGGACACUGUGCCAUCGGCCUGAUUAGGACGUCGGUAAUCGUUACCGGGGUGCAAGUGAGCUCGCGUAUCUUCAUGGUGUGGUUCGUCACCAACAGCAUCAGACAGAUCCAGAACGAAGAAAGCGUGGUCCUUUUCCUAGUGGUGUGGACCCUGACUGAGAUCACCAGAUAUUCGUACUACACCUUCAACCUGCUCCAUCACCUGCCGUACUUCAUCAAAUGGGCCAGAUAUACCCUGUUCAUCAUCCUGUACCCGCUGGGCGUGGCAGGUGAGCUGCUGACCAUCUACUCGGCGCUGCCCUUCGUGCGCCGCUCAGGCAUGUACUCCAUGAGGCUCCCCAAUAAGUACAACGUGUCCUUCGACUACUACUACUGCCUGGUGGUCAUCAUGCUAUCCUACAUCCCGUUGUUCCCUCAGCUCUACUUCCACAUGCUGCGGCAGAGGAGGAAGGUGCUCCACGGUGAGGUCAUCGUGGAGAAGGACGACUAGUUGCAGCCAGCCGGGUCGCCACGUCAUCAUUUUCAUCAUCAGCCGCCACCGCCGCCGCCACACACCCGACAAAAGCAGAGGAGACACAAUUGCUGUUUACAAAAGGUCGGAAAGAGACGCACUGAGAGCUGACGUGGAGGAGCAAUAACUCGGAUAGUAAUAGUGUCCCAGAUAAUUAACAAGAAAACAGGAACGCUGAAAGACAAUAAAUGUCCAUGUAGACAACACUUUUUGUGUAGAAUUGUUUGAGGGAAAACACCUAACAUUUUGUCUACAUUUGCUGAAGAUAUUUACCUGUAAGUAUGUGUGUGGAUGCGGAUGUUUGUGCGUGUCACUACUUUGAUUCCCUCCAAACAAAAAGGUGCUAACAUGUUCCCGUUGAUGUUCAAUCAACCAUUCUGUUCCGAGGAACACCAGGCCGCAAUUUACAUGGGCGGGGUGCAGGUGGAAACUAUAGAAAUGUGAAAUCAUGUGCCAAAAUCAAUCAACUCUACAAUAUUCAGAGUUUUGUGAUCACCUUGAAACCGACUCAAUAAAAUUGGAAUUUGAACAAAU
This is a messenger RNA of Hippocampus zosterae (dwarf seahorse), 1332 nucleotides long. It is a transcript of the gene hacd1, whose product is annotated as 3-hydroxyacyl-CoA dehydratase 1. The record is from RefSeq and is a predicted model, not a curated record. Gene Ontology annotation, cellular component: endoplasmic reticulum membrane. The transcript is spliced from 7 exons. NCBI's taxonomy places the organism in Eukaryota, Metazoa, Chordata, Actinopteri, Syngnathiformes, Syngnathidae. The coding region runs from base 43 to 777 and encodes 244 amino acids. Gene Ontology annotation, biological process: fatty acid elongation; very long-chain fatty acid biosynthetic process; sphingolipid biosynthetic process. Gene Ontology annotation, molecular function: 3-hydroxyacyl-CoA dehydratase activity.